UGGAGUGAAGCGGUAUCAACAGAAAGCGGAUCAUUUCAACCUAAAUCAUGAUUGCACGGAUACUCUACUUUUUCCUUUGGUCUGCGGCUUUUCUAUCCAAGCUGCAGUGCGCUUCUCAGAGAACCGCAGACGGUCUUACUACUUUCCCCAUGUCCGCGUUCAUCAACAGCACCGAUAGAAAGGACUCCAACCAAACCUUCAACUCCAGGCUGAAAAGGAAGACGCUCUCGGUGGAUUUCGCCAUCCCGUCGCUGUUACGGUAUUACAUGGCUCUGUUUAUCAAACGCCCGCUUAACGGAGACUGUCUGACGUUUGACGGAUGUUACACGGUACGCGCAAACUUACUGAUGCGCUGCGUGCCUUUGCAGAAAACCAUCGCCAGUUUGCUCGAUGUAAAGUUGGCCGCAAUGAAUGUCAACAGAUCCAGCACUGGACAGCUCCCGUACAGACAAAUGCGGCCCGUGCCGAAAGUUUUGAAUUUAGGUUUGAUCAAAGCCAGUCGAAAGUCCAAUCAAGUUGUGGUGGAGAUCGGAGAGGAGAUGGUAAAAACGGGAUGUGGAGGAUUGGAUGUGUACGAGGACUCGCCGGUUGUGUUCCUGGAAAUGGACCUAACGCGGAUUUUGGAGUGGUGGCUGGGGGCAGAAGGAGGCCGGCUCAGGGUCCGGCUAAUCCCCGAGAGGAAAGCGCAGGUCCCGGGGAAAGAGGACAAGUACUCCGCUGCUAUCAGAGCUUCCGACGCUCGACUUUUCCUACACAUAGCCUCAAGUGAUCGGCCCUCAUCCACACACUCACGAAACCCCAUCGCCUCCCCCAAAUACUGGAACUUUUCUUGGAUAGCAGAGGAUGAGCUGACUUUCCCUGAGGACCCUGUAUCAACUUCAGAUUGUUUCACAAAUGGAAAGUUAUGUGAUCGUGGGCCUCCUGGAUACUAUCCUGAGUUUGCUUGGAGUUUAACAUCAGCAGACGACUCAUGGGUGAAGGACGAGACAAUGAAGAAGACAAAAGCAAGCUCCCAGGGGUGGGAGGAAGGGUGGUUUCUCUCAGUCAAUGGCUCAGCUCUGACAGGCCCAUGGGUUUUAAGCCCGUGGCUGCGUGCUGCCCAUUGGCCCUGUGGUUUGGAUGUGUCGGUUUUUUUGCACCCCAGGCAGAGUGGACGUUACACCGUCUGGCUCAUUGAGAGGGACAAGCCCCCACUUGCUCUCCUCACCACAGAGCACCCCCAUGUCAUCGGCUGGGCAGUGGUUCACCUCAGCUUUGGGGCUCGGAACAAACCCUUCAGGAUUUCUUCUAGCUACAACCAGCCUGGUGACAUGGAAACAGCGACCUAUGACCCCCGCUUCACUACCAACUGCACUAUAGAAACUUCUCGAAACAUGACUCUUCGGGGCCGUUAUCGCUGCAGAGAGGGCGGUGAGACCAAUGUGAGCCAGCUGUGUGACUUCAACCCUGACUGUCCACAAGGGGACGAUGAGGGAGAACAUUGCCGUCAAUUCCUCAAUGGAAGCUAUUGCUCGUUUGGAAGGGAGGACUGCAGCUGGCAGGUGGUUCCAGGCAGAGGUCCCCAAUGGAGGGUCCAUCCAUCAAUUCCCAAAGUCCUCAGGAACAGCUGUCCAUCAUCAGGGGCAUUGUUGGCCAUUGACAGCCAGCCCAAAGGUCAGCGAGGAUCAGCCCAAGUGCACAGCCCGCUUUUCUUCUACCCACUGCGCAACGCCCCUUGCAUGGUCAAAUUCUGGGUGUGUGGAUCUUCAGAUGGAGUGCUCUCACUCUGGAUUAUCGAAAACAGCACAGGUCCUGAGGGCCAACGGAGUCUUUGGAACUCAACAAGUGAGGCUAAUAUGGGCAAAGGGUGGAAACUCAUCACCCUACCUCUCUUUGGAUUGGUGGAUCUGUUCUACCUGCAGUUCAGUGCAGAUAUAUCCUCUAGUGCAGGAAUCGCCUUUGCAGUGGACAACUUCACUCUUAGUAUGGAGUGUUUCCUAGAAACCAAUGGAGAAUAUCCUCCAGUGGUUCCCACAAGCCCCAUGCAAGUGCUGUUCACACGAAGCAAUGAGAACAUCAAGACCACUACACCACAUUAUGGAGGGCCUGGAGAAUUUUCACAUCAACCCACAUCAACAGAAUCUGUCAAGUGGAUAUUCCACACCUGCGGAGCCACAGGACAAGAUGGUCCCACUCCAUCUCAGUGCAGUAACGCCUACCGAAACACCAAUGUCAAUGUCACUGUGGGGACUAAAGGACCAUUCAUGGGCAUCCAGAUGUGGCAGGUCCCAGAGACAAGGAAAUACAGGAUCACUGCCUAUGGAGCAGCUGGUGGACGCAGUGUCCUGACUGUUCACAAGUCUCAUGGGGUCUACAUCACUGGAGACUUCCUGUUACAGAAGAAUGAGCUGCUGUAUGUUCUAAUAGGACAGGAGGGAGAUGACUCUUGCCCUAAUAUGGUGCCUACUAUGGACAGGAUCUGCAGAGAACAGCAAGGACCCUCCAUUAACAAAACCCAGCUCAAGGGAGGGGGUGGUGGAGGAGGAGGGGCCACCUAUGUCUUCAAGGUAGAGAAUGGAUUCCACAUUCCAUUACUGAUUGCUGCUGGAGGCGGGGGCCGUGGCUACAGCAGCCAAUUAAAGAACCUGGAGGAAGUGAUGGACAGGGAUCCCAGCAUUCCUGGCCGUAAUGGCAAAUCAGGAGCGGCAGGGGGUGGUGGAGGCUGGAAUGACAGUAAUCCUUUUCCUCAAGGCGGUAGACCCCUUAUUCUGGGAGGACAGGGUGGGGAGCCCUGUCAAGCAAUGGGCUGGAAAACUCGAGGGGGUUUCGGUGGUGGUGGAGGAGCCUGUACAGCUGGUGGAGGAGGUGGAGGAUACAGAGGGGGCAGCGCUUCGCAGGAUAAUGAUCCCAAAAAGGACGGAGAUGAUGGAACAUCUUUCAUAAGCCCUGAUGGCGAGUUGUACCUGGAGCCACUUAAAGGUAUGGAAGGCGACGGUGAAGUUAUCAUCAACCCAGUGCAGAACUGCAGUCACUGUGAGUCAGGAGAUUGCCACGAGACCUACGAGGGCACAGUGUGUUACUGUGAUGAAGAUCUCUCACUGGCCCCAGAUGGAGUGUCCUGCAUCAACUCUAGUGAGGUGUCUAUGCUGCCUGCCCAGCCAUCUCUCUCUCAUCUGGCACUUGGCCUGUCUGUGGGGACCUCCGCACUCAUUGCCGCUCUGCUGUUGGCUGUGUCUGGUGUCAUGAUCAUGUACAGACGUAAACACACCGAGCUUCAGUCCAUCCAGUUAGAGCUUCAGAGUCCAGACUGUAAGCUGAGCAAACUGAGGGCCUCCACCAUUAUGACCGACUACAACCCCAAUUACUGCUUUGGUGGGAAGACCGCCUCUGUCAAUGACCUGAAGGAGGUGCCACGGCGCAACAUCUCUCUCAGCAGAGGUUUAGGUCAUGGGGCUUUUGGGGAGGUCUAUGAAGGGCUGGCCAUUGGGAUACCAGGGGAGCCAAAUCCUAUGCAAGUGGCAGUCAAGACACUUCCUGAGGUGUGCUCCGAGCAGGACGAGUUGGACUUUCUCAUGGAAGCUCUUAUAAUCAGCAAGUUUAGUCACCAGAACAUUGUGCGGUGUAUUGGGGUGAGCCUCCAGGCUCUGCCUCGCUUCAUUCUACUGGAACUGAUGGCUGGAGGAGAUCUCAAGAGCUUCCUGAGGGAAACUAGACCUAGACUAGAGCACCCUUCCAGUCUAACCAUUGUGGAUCUUCUCAACAUAGCCCGAGAUAUAGCCCGCGGCUGCCAGUACUUAGAAGAGAACCAGUUCAUCCACAGGGAUAUUGCUGCCAGGAACUGCCUUCUGACCUGCAAAGGUCCAGGAAGGGUGGCCAAAAUUGGGGACUUUGGCAUGGCCAGAGACAUCUACAGAGCCAGUUAUUACCGGAAAGGAGGCCGUGCUAUGCUGCCAGUCAAAUGGAUGCCUCCCGAAGCCUUUAUGGAGGGAAUCUUUACUUCUAAAACAGACACAUGGUCCUUUGGAGUUUUGCUGUGGGAAAUCUUCUCGCUGGGCUACAUGCCGUACCCAAGCCGCAGUAACCAAGAGGUGCUGGAGUUUGUGACUAAUGGAGGCCGGAUGGACCCGCCCAAAAACUGCCCCGGGCCAGUAUACCGGAUAAUGACACAGAGUUGGCAGCAUCAACCAGAAGACAGGCCAAACUUUUCCACUAUCCUAGAGAGGAUUGACUAUUGUCUACAGGAUCCAGAUGUGGUGAAUGUGCCUUUGCCUGUUGAGUAUGGCCCCAUCCCUGAGGAAGAGGAGCGGGUGCCCAUGCGUCCCGAAGACCCCUCUGCCCCCUCCUUGCUUGUAACCCCUCAGGGCACCGAGGAUGCAUCAUCUGCCUCUGCUGCCCACCCCGAGCAGGCCAAGAGAGAUGGGGAGGCACUGCUUAUGACCAGCCACUCCUCUGACAACAAACCACAACCUGCGCCCCCCUCUCAGCCUCACCCCCAUCACCACCAACACCCACAGGUAGCCACUGCCCCCAUACCUGCUGCCAAACCCUCUUCUACUCCCCAGACUACCCAAGAUGGAGGCCACGUGAACCUGGGCUUCAUGCAGGCCCACCCCUCGGAGAAGGAAAGCUGCAAUGGGAAGCCCACCAACCUGUUGAACCCCACCUAUGGCUCGUGGUUUCUACAGCAGCAACAGAAGAGGCAGCAGGCCCAGAGGCAGGUGAGUGGCCCACGUAUCCCAGGUGAAGGACAAGAGCAAGCAGGUCGGGUCGUGACAGUAGCGGAAGCUCUUGGCCUGCAACAACAGCACAAACAGCAACAGUACCAACAACAGCUCCAGAGCCAACAACAACAGCAGCAACAACAAGGUUUGUGUCGCCCACUUUUGCCACCUCCUCCCCCACCUGCCCCAGCCCCUCUCCUCCUGGAUUCAGCCACUCUAGCUCCAGUUCCUCUCUACAGACUACGUCGCUUUCCAUGUGGGAACAUCGGUUAUGGCUACCAGGAGCAGGGCCUGCCCAUGGAGUCAAUGUCUGGCCCCCAGCCUCCCCCACCUCAUACUGGCCAGCAGAGGCCAAUAUCUCUGGCUCGGGCAAGUGGGCCUGAAGACAGCCGCCCACUAUUGGUCACCAUGGGUACAGUGCAGGACUCCAGACUCCCUAAAAUGGAAGGGCACAAUGCCACUGUGCUGUAACCAUAGACGCUGUCUUUCUCAGUGCCCACUAUGGGAAACACUGUGUUCUCCAUCUGCGUCCACCUCUACCAAGCCCUUUGUGCUUUUUAUUGUGCUUUCAAAGCGCCAUGUAAAUGGAACUGAUCGGAAUAGUUCAACACUGGAAACUUACCCUAAACAUCACAGUCAUUGAACUGAGAUUGUUUGUCAUUUGAAUACUGCUGUGUUACAGAAAUCCACAUUUGAAAGCUUGAUAGACAAAAAAUAAACUGCUAAAGCUCUUACAAGGAGUAAUCCAGUGGAAAAGACUAGAUAAUAUUGGUGAUAUUUUUCCAAAAUGGGGGAUAAAAAACAAAACAAAAAUGGGUUUGUUGAUGUUUGCUUGCCUGCUUAUUUAUUCAUUUGUUAAUUUAUCAUUUGGAGGUCUUGUAAAUUAUUAAUGGGUGUGCUUCUGAAAGCAAACUGCCCCCAUUCAUUAUGUAUCAUUUUGUUCACUCUUGGACUCGGUUGGCUUUUAAACUGCCACAGUUUUCAUUUAAAAUCAAAUAUAGUGAAUAAAAGGAAUCUCUAAUGCCUUGCGUGUGAGACAUGAAUGAUUGUUUUAGGCUGUUGGUGGCUUUAUGCGAGGUGAUAACAUGUUGCCAUUGUGUUUGAAUGGAAACAUGUAGCAUCUGGUCAGGGACCAAUGAGUGAAGGCCCUUUCACAUGACUUGCAUGCACUUCAACGCACCUUUCGACACAAGCAUCAUGUGCCGCUUUAGUUGCGGCCUCAGAAGGUUCAUUGACCAUCUGAUUGCAUAUUUCACACAAAACUGGAAAGCACUUGUAAAAAUUAGUGGUAGACCGAUAUAUCGGUGUUACCGAUUAAUCGGUACCGAUAGUUGCUUUAUAGUAUGCCAAUAGAUAUCUGUGAUCCUCUGUGUUCCUUUGUAACUGGAGGAUUUUGCAAUUUCUUGUUAUUAUUGGGAUUUUGGUUGAAAAAUAAACUGCAUCUGGUAUUUUA
Messenger RNA from Myxocyprinus asiaticus (Chinese sucker), 6153 nucleotides. Its product is annotated as ALK tyrosine kinase receptor. The transcript is spliced from 29 exons. The coding region runs from base 48 to 5171 and encodes 1707 amino acids. NCBI's taxonomy places the organism in Eukaryota, Metazoa, Chordata, Actinopteri, Cypriniformes, Catostomidae. The record is from RefSeq and is a predicted model, not a curated record. Gene Ontology annotation, cellular component: signaling receptor complex; membrane. Gene Ontology annotation, molecular function: ATP binding; transmembrane receptor protein tyrosine kinase activity. Gene Ontology annotation, biological process: regulation of neuron differentiation; cell surface receptor protein tyrosine kinase signaling pathway; positive regulation of kinase activity.